Molecule: messenger RNA, 3815 nt
Organism: Nomia melanderi (Alkali bee)
Lineage: Eukaryota; Metazoa; Arthropoda; Insecta; Hymenoptera; Halictidae
Gene: Ube4A
Product: Ubiquitination factor E4A
Biological process (GO): protein polyubiquitination; ERAD pathway; ubiquitin-dependent protein catabolic process
Cellular component (GO): nucleus; cytoplasm; ubiquitin ligase complex
Molecular function (GO): ubiquitin-ubiquitin ligase activity
Source: RefSeq, a predicted model, not a curated record
GUACCUAGAUACAUGCGUGUAUAUUCAUGGUCAGUGACAGACGUCACCUUGUUAUUUAUCAACAUUGUCUGUUUUCAAGUGUAGAUUAUCUCUGCUACUUAAGUACUACAUAUAUGAUAUAUGCUAUAGGUUGCAUGUUGGCGCUGUAUAAGCGGAACAAAACGAAACAUACCGAAGGAGAGUGAAAUAGUAUUCCGAGGACACUCAGUCUUUUACUUUAAUAUUUUCUAGCUUAAAGAACAAAUCUUACGGGCUUAUUUUUAGAUUAACUAUGCUUGUACCAGUAGUGAUUGAGUUUUAACGGGAGAACAAUGUGCGACAAUGUGAGCAACAAUCCAUUCGCUGGAUUGUUUUCGACUAUUAACGAUGCUGUGUCAUUUUCGUCACAAAAUCAAACUAUUAUCAACGAAGAUGGUGGAGUUAAUUAUGUUACAAAAUUGGAAAACAUAAAUGUACACGAUAGAACAAUACCCACAAAUGUUCAAGAUUCAAAGGGUUCUAAAAUCGAUAACCAGGUUAACCAUCUACUCGCUGACGUAUUCGGAAUAACGUUACACGAGACAGAAUUAAAUGGAACCAAUAAUCAUAAAUUGAUAUUUAUCGAUGCUGAUUCGAUUGAAGAAGCAGUUUUUGAACGAUUAAUGCUUCCUGACCUUGAAUCAAAAUUGGUGUUUGGUGGAGAUUCUCAGCGAACUUCCUGUGAUCCUCAUACGCUAGACAAACAAGCAAUAUCUUAUUUAUUUCAGAGUUAUUGUCGUUUGCAACAAUAUCAAAACAAAGAAGAACUUCAUGAUACCGUCUGUAAAAUGCAACAAAUUAUUUUACAAAAUACUGGAGUUGCAUUACAAGAACCAGACUUGUUCGAAGGACAAGAGAUUCACAAUCAAUUUAUUAUGUUAUGUAUGGAUGAAGGUGGGCCAAAACCAGACUUGGUAUCAUUCACAGAUGGAAUUGUGAAUGAAUUGCAAACAGAAAACAAAGAACAUGCUAUGGAUACGAUUGCUACAUCUUUCAAUCCUAUUCUUGAUAUAAUUCACAAAGAAGCAAUGCAGAGUAAUCUUGUUUUCUUCCAUCAAUAUUGGUUUACAAUAUUAAAUCUCUUUUCUUCGAUAGAACCAUUAGCUAAAUUAAUAAUCCAUCAUAGUACUCCAAAGAGUAAUCAAGGUAGAGCUUACGCGGAUACAUUAUUAGGGGCUCUUUUUAGUUUGAGCUGUUUACCGAAAACGACACAAGAGCCAUUUUAUUUCUUUGAAAAGUCAUUACAACAGUCUAGUGCAGCUAUUGAAGCUAACAUUUGGACUGCUUUGGAUGCAUUAAGCGAAUCUUUACAAAAAGUUUUUCACUUAUUAUUAAAACGUUCUGGUGAAGUUCGUCAUUUGACUCUUGAAUGGAUAGGCAAUUGUCUUCGCUUAAAUGCAAGUAGGGGCAAAAUUUGGAACACGCAAAAUGACAUAAGUCUGAAUUCUAUGUUAUGUGUUUCCGAUGGCUUUAUGUUAAAUUUAGGAAAUGUGUUGUUGCGCCUUUGUCAACCAUUUUGUACUAAAGAAUAUGAAACAAAAGUGCCUAAAAUAGAUCCAACGUAUUGUGCAGCAGAAGCUAAUGAGAAUGAAUGCUUAAAUCCUACUGUACAUUUAAAAGGAUUAUCUUUGGAAACUUGUUUAAUACCGGUAUCGGAAGGUGAAGCCAGACCAGUUGCAAGUACAUUCAGUUUUACUACUGAGUGUUUUUUUUUAACUCAUAGAGCUUUGGAUCUUGGUUACAGAGUAGUAUUAGAUAAGCUUCUAAGAACAAAUCAGGAUUUGUUCAGAAUACAAAGAGUAUACGUAGAUGCCCUGAAUGGUGGUAGUUCCGAAGUAUUAGAACUAAUAACACAACGUAUGGAGGAAGAAAUGACCAAGUACUUAUCCUUAAAAGCAAGUCUAUUAGCUCCAGAAAUGUUAAAACUCUUAGCAAAAUUCCAUGCAACAACAGCAUUUUGGUUAGUACAGGUAUAUUUAAAUAAUGAUAUUGGUGGAGAAGGUAAACAAUCUGAUUAUACUCCAAAGGAAUAUAAAGUUGUAACAUUUCCUUUGCCAGAAACUGUUCCAGAUACUUUGAGAUGCAUUCCUGAAUUUGUGGUGGAAAAUACUAUUAGAUUUUUAUGUUUUUUGCGCCGUUUAAAUCCAAAAGUUUUCGAAGAACAAGGCUCAUCCUUUUUAAUGCCAGUGUUAACCGAGAUCAUAGUGUUGAUGGAGUCUCAGCAACGAUUAUAUAAUCCUCAUUUACGUGCCCGAUUAGCAGAAGGUUUAGAAGCUCUUUUACCUACGACUGAUGAAACUAUGAAUCCUGUAACGCUGAAUUUGGGGACAUUCCAUAGGGAACAAUUAUUUAUUAGACAUCCCUACAGGCAACAUAUUGUUGCCAAUUUACUUAAAGUAUUCGUAAGCAUUGAAAUGACUGGACAAAGCGUACAAUUCGAACAAAAGUUUAAUUAUCGGCGACCAAUGUAUGUUGUUAUGGAAUAUUUGUGGAAACUUCCAGAACAUCGUAACAAUUUUAUUGCUUUGGCGGAAGAAGCGGAAGCCAAUAUGGAAGCAGCUCAACCGCCGUUAUUUCUACGUUUUAUAAAUCUCUUGAUGAACGAUGCGGUAUUUCUGUUAGACGAAGCGCUUUCAAAUAUGGCCCAGUUGAGGCAAUUACUUCAAGCCAGGGAAAGUGGAGAAUGGAAUAAAUUACCGCAACAUGAGCGAGAUCAGCAAGCUCAAUAUUUACUGCAUCUUGGAAUGAUUGCUCGAUUUGACAACAUAUUGGGUAAAAAAACAAUACAAACGUUAAAAAUGUUGACGACGAAGAUAAAAUCUAUUUUUUGUCACCCAACAAUGGUAGAUCGUAUUGCUUCGAUGCUUAAUUACCUAUUGCUUCAAUUGGUUGGACCAAAUAAAAAAAAUCUAAAGGUAAAUGAUCAAAAUGAAUAUGCAUUUAAUCCAGCACAUUUGGUAUUAAAUAUAUGCAAAAUCUACAUAAAUCUUAGCCAAGUUGAAUCCUUUAUACUUGCUGUUUCGCAAGAUGGCCGAUCAUAUAGUCCAAAGCUUUUUAACUUAGCCAAAAAUGUUCUCAUUCUCAUCGGAGGUAUGAGUAUAGUAGGUGAUUUGGAUGAAUUCGCAAAAAAUGUUGAAGCAGCCGCAAGUCAUAAGAGAGAGGAGGACGAAAUACUGAUUGAUGCUCCUGAAGAGUUUCUGGAUCCUAUUAUGUCUACUCUGAUGACGGAUCCUGUAAUUUUACCAUCUUCCAAGAUAACUAUCGAUCGUCAGACAAUUGCAAGGCACUUACUAAGCGAUCAAACGGAUCCAUUUAACCGAUCUCCACUCACUAUGGAUAUGGUAAAGCCUAACGACGAACUUCAACAUAGGGUACAAGAGUGGAUAAACAAAAAAAAGCAAGAAAGAGCGGAAAGUUAUCAAUUAUUCAAAGGAAAACUAAAAUUUCAUAGUUUUAACGAGAAAGGGAUAUAAACAAUCGUCUUUUGAGUUUUCAGUUAACAGGAAGGAGAAGAGAAUACAAUUUAAAGUAAAUCUAGUAUGUUAUAUCUUCUGUUUCAAAUUGUUUUCUUUUUCUUUAUUUUAUUAUUGUUUUAUAACACACAAGGACAUAUAUUUUUGUAUACCAAAAUACCAAUAUUUAUAGUAAGUAUGUACAAAUGUCAAUGUCGUCCUAUAAUUAAUGUCAUUCUAAAGAAUUUUAACAUUGCAUUUUUCUGAAGAAAUUAUAUCCUGUAACAGUUUAUGUAAGAAAGCACAUAAGAUCCAUAACAAUAUUGUUACUAUACUUUAAAUGUA